This is a messenger RNA of Mytilus californianus (California mussel), 5305 nucleotides long. RefSeq names its product von Willebrand factor D and EGF domain-containing protein-like. The record is from RefSeq and is a predicted model, not a curated record. The transcript is spliced from 22 exons. Lineage: Eukaryota; Metazoa; Mollusca; Bivalvia; Mytilida; Mytilidae. The coding region runs from base 32 to 4684 and encodes 1550 amino acids.
UGUUUUCAGACUUCCCGGUGAAAAAUAAAACAUGGACACAACAAAUAUCGUAUUUGUUUUCAUAUUGAUUCGUGUAGGCUUAUCACUUAAUUCAAAUGAUGACGAAACGUAUCCAGUUUUAAUAUUCUCUGAUACUCAUUCAAUUGGUUUAUUUGAUACGAAAUCAGACAACGUUACAAUAUUGGCCGAUGGUUACGCUUACAUAUUGUUUCUUGAUUCCCACUAUUCCAAACAGUAUAUCUUUUGGUCGGAUUAUCACGGAAACACAAUUUCAAGAUUUCAAUAUCCAACUGAGGAUCGUUCAACACCAGAAGUUAUAAUAAAUGUAAACAAGCCAACGGGUGUUGCUAUUGAUCCAAUAGACGACCACUUAUAUUGGGCAGUAAAAAGUAACCAGAUAUUCAGAUCAAACUUCGAUGGAACAGACUCAACCAUAAUAGUUAAUAACGUGAAUUUUCCCUUGGAUGUAGACCUUGAUAUUAGCAACAGGUUGAUGUUCUUCGUAACUGCCUCUAGAGAAAUUUGGAAAUGCAAUUUGAAUGGAAGUGAAUGUAAUGUAGUCGUUGAUUCUACCAAGAUAAUGUUUACUUCCGAACACAUAGCAUUAGACUUUUAUGAUGACAGGAUUUUUUGGACAUAUAUUCACCAAUAUUCACCAAUUUCAUCAACAUUAUUUGACGGAACUGAUUAUAGGGAGACAUUAGCUAGUGCAUACCAGGGAUAUGGUCUUGACUUCAGCGCCACUCAUAUUUAUUAUGCAGAUUGGUUUAAAGGCAUAUAUAAAAUAAAAAAGGCUAAUUCGACAACAUCUUCACUUUUGUAUGGGAGUGUUGUGUCAGCCAUGAAAAUAUUUAAAUCUGAAGAUGAAUGCUUUACAUACAAAUUAAUAGAAAAACAAGAGGAAAGGUCAGCAGACUUUGAAACAGAAAUGUCAAACUAUAUUCCAAUUAGUGACGAAAAUUUAGAAGAAGCAUGGUAUAGGAUAAAAAGUGAAAACGGAGAUCAAAUUCCAACAUACCCACCUGGUGCUUUUCAUUGCGGGACUAAUUAUCCUGUUUGGAUGAAUGGAACAUUUCCAAUCGUUUCUGAUGGUAAUUUGACAGUUGCAGCAUGUCUUCAAACAGAGAACAGCACAUGUGAAACGUCUUUUAAUGUUCAAAUCAGAAACUGUGGAAAUUAUUUUAUUUACUUUUUACAGAACACUACAAAAAAUGCAGCUUAUUGUUUUGGUAAUGGACCAGUUCUUUGUCAAGAUGGGCUGUCAUCUGAAUCUGGAUACUAUCCCGGAUGUUCAUCAUCAUUUCCCACUGAAAUUGUCACACCAUAUGUUAAUGCUUCACUGACUCAGGGUCAAAGUGAAACUGGUUCUUCGUCUGGUCUUGUACCCAUAUUUGAGUGUAAGUUUGAUGAUAUACCAAAUGGAACUUAUGUGUAUGAUAUUUUCUGGUUUAUAAAUGGAAUCAAUGUUACCGAGCAUAAGAAUAUACCGUUUGAUAACCUUGAAAGUACAGUGCUUAAGGAUUCGGAAUGGACAAACAUCUUUACUAUGAAUAUGGAGGUAACGUGUUCUGUCCGACUGCGAUUCAUUGCACGUUCCGUUCCAAGUCCAUUUCAUCGAAGCAAAAUCUUCUAUGCCGGACUCUAUCCUGAAAAGUAUGAAUAUACUGUUAUUGAAGGAGAAUCUGUCGAUAUUGCGUUCACUCAAACCGUUCCUGUUGCAUGUUUUACAUCGAACCAUGGAUUUCAAAAAAAGUUUUGUACUAAGGACGUGUAUACAUUUCAGCCUCCGAAAAAUGGACCUGUAUGCUCUAAUAAUAUUGCAAACAGAGACAUUGUAUUUAAUGCUGAGUUUUGUGGUAUAAAGUUGGAAAGCCUUGACUGGGAGAAUACAAAAUACCUGAGAGUAUACGGGUUUAGUGAUGGAAUAUACAAUCAUCAGGACAGAUCGACGUAUAUUCGUCUUUCAACAAAUACAAUCUCUGCCUUUCACGACAUAUGGACAAAUCUUAGUCUUUCUGAAAUAAAGGUGAACGUUUUGGAUAAGGACUCAACGAUGACAGGUCGAUUAUGCCAGGUCUAUAACGAUCCUCAUUUUCGUACAUUUGAUGGAAAAGUAUACCAUUAUAUGGAAGUUGGAGAAUUUGUUUUAUACAGGAACAGUAAAGGACCAUACUGGGUACAUUCUUUGUUUACAAAUUGUGGUUUCGGCUGGAAAGGGUCAUCUUGUCUCUGUGGAGUUGCCAUUAGAAGUCGGAAUUCACUGUUUGUGUUGCGGACAUGUGAAAGAGUUUCAAGAGACAGUUCUUUUCCCCUGAAUUCGCCUCAUUCUGAGGUCAGAAUUUGUGAUGGUAACGACUUGUCAAUUGACAUUUCGCAUAACACAUACACGAUAACUUUACCAACAGGAACAGAAAUUAAGUUUACCAUAUCAACCUGGUCAAUGUUGAUCAAUAGUGUAUCUAUUAAGCCAUCUAUAUUUGACAUUAACGAAGCAAAGGGACUGUGUGGUGUACCAAGUUUGGUUAAAGACACAUCCGACGACUUUACGCAUAGAGACUCGGGGUCUGUUUCAGAUGAGCGUAGUUUUGCGGAUUCGUGGAGGAUAACUGCUAUCCAUACACCUGAUGAGCAACUCUUUAUAGAGGAACCUACAUUUUUGUCGUUAGAUGUUGGUAUAGUUAUUGAUAAUGUAAAUAAUACAAAUGAUAACGCUACAGAUCGUUAUUGUGUUUGUGAAAGUCAGGCUCCACGUUACAAUGGUGAUUUAGAUUUGUAUAACACCGUGCAGUGUAAUCUAACUGAGAGCACAGAAACCUGUUCUUCAGCAGGGCAAACUGGAGUGAAUGCCGACUUAAUCGGUUCAUUUGUAACAUCUUGCAUUACAACAGGUUACAGCAGAAAGAAACGAUCUAUAAAUACAGGUCACAAAAUCGUACGUCGCAGUACAUCCGACACCGACGAUGUCCUCGAUGUUAAACCUUUAGAAUACGACGAUGAUGUAAACAGUUCCACCAACUUUACACGAAGCUUCAGAAAUGGUUGGACAGAAGAGAAGGCAAACCAAACAUGCUAUGAACUUAUAAAAGACCAAAUUCCAACAGAUCUUCAAGAAAAUGGAAUUAUUCUUUCAGAGGAAGAAUACAUUGAGUCCUGUGUUGAAGACAUAAAGCUUACAGCUGACACAACUUUUGCAAAAGACACAGUUAGUGCAAUGCAAACGUAUACGUUAAUGGAAGUAUUACGGAACGAGACUAUGGCUAUAGCAGAGAAAGACAACAGUACACAAACUGUACUGGAGUACAUAACCAGCCUACUAUGCCCAAACAACUGUAGCGGUAAUGGAAACUGUACACAAGGAUUUUGUACAUGUACAAAAGAAUAUGCAGGAGAUGACUGCUCACAACAGAUAUAUAUUCCACCGGCUAACAUCAGUUUACCGACAGCAGGACUAUGUGGUACUCGUACCAGGGCGUGUCAAAGGACGAAUAUAUACGGAUAUUUUCCGUCCAGAGAUGUGUGGUGUAAUAAAACACAUUUUCAGGUUAACGGCGAUUCGAAAACAUAUGCAGAUCCAGUCAUGGUAAAAGCUGAUUAUAGGACUGCUUUCAUGGUAUCUGUUGCUCUAAGUGGAACCCGUAAGAAAAGGUCGACUUUAAACACUGGAAUGGCUGAAGGAUAUGAAUUAAGAUUAUCAAAUGAUGGAAUUGAAUUUAGUGACCCAGUCAUCAUUAUAAUUUACGACGAGGAGUGUUAUGACUGUAAUGCCUCUUCGAUAUCAUGUGUGAUUGUUGCUUCAUGUCCUGAUUUCACAACAACUGGUAUGGAUACUACAUCGGAUAGAGUAUCGACUAUUGAAGAAACAACAACACAAGAUACAACAACCAUUGAAGAAACAACAACACAAGAUACAACAACCAUUGAAGAAACAACAACACAAGAUACAACAACCAUUAAAGAAACAACAACACAAGAUACAACAACCGUUGAAGAAACAACAACACAAAGUACAACAACAAUUGCAAGAACAACAACACAAGAUACAACAACCAUUGCAGAAACAACAACACAAGAUACAACAACCAUUGCAGAAACAACAACAACACAAGAUACAACAACCAGUGAAGAAACAACAACACAAGAUACAACAACCAUUGAAGAAACAACAUCACAAGAUACAACUACACAACAGUUGACAACUACUGAUUUUAUGACAAUAACAAGACAAUUAACAACAACCAUCCAACAAACCACAUCUGAUUCAUUGACAACUAACAAUCAGUUACCACAUACGUCUCAUCAAGAUUCUACCCCAUAUGACACGGCUACUAGAGACAAGACAACUACACACAAAGAUACAACUCAGGAAGAUGCCGAUGAGCUGAUUUCUUACAUUGGACCUAUUAUUAUUGGAGGAUCGGUGUUAUUGUUUAUUGUGAUCUUUUGUGCCAUCCUCUUGAUAAAGUCAAUUUUAAAAACAUCUAAACCAAGGAACCAGAGCAUUACACAAUUCGACUCCUGGAAUAUUUACACAGGCGGAACAUCUGGAGGAUCGAAUAAUAAACAGGUAAACUCCAGACCGGAUUUCAGAAAUGUUCCACGAAUCAAUACAAGGUCAUCUGAAUCAAGUAUGACUUCAAAUACAGAUGGUCAACGCAAUUUCUUUAAUGACUACUAUCAACAAUAGUAUACGUGUAACAAUUAUUGUAUAUCCACAAAUUUAUAUUUCUUAGUCAAGCAUAGAACAUAUAUGACAGUCUUCUUUUCAGCAAUACCCACAGUUGAUGUUAUCAUUAGAAUACAUGUAAGAAAACCAAUUUGAACUAUCUCUAUAACUUGGCGUCAGUCAGCUUUUCACAUUCUUCGUCAUCAUCAAACUUUAAACAUUCUGUUUCUGUGAAACCUCAAUAACAAUUGAAACCAGCCACUAAGUGAAUUUGUGAAAAGUUUUAUUUUAGAUUGAUAUUCCUUCAAACAACCGAUAUACUUUCGCUAUUUAAAUAGAAUAGAGUAUAUGAGUAUGAACCCUCUUUUGAACCAGACCGACAUCCUGAAUAGACAUUAAAACGUACUAGCUCACAAGGUAACCGUUGUGAGUCACCAGGAAGGCGUGUUGUCCUAGAGAGAGAAGCUACCAAGAGGGAAAUCGAAAACCAUAAGUAAAAACAAAAACAGUCAUGAGCAUGGCUAAUAUAAAAAAAUGAAUAAAAGAAAAUCAACAAUAGCAUAGCAUAAAACAGAACAACAGAGAUUGAACACAUGAAAGAGUUAUGUUAAAUAAAAAAGACCAAAAUGCUACAAAAAUCAA